Molecule: messenger RNA, 3074 nt
Organism: Anoplopoma fimbria (sablefish)
Lineage: Eukaryota; Metazoa; Chordata; Actinopteri; Perciformes; Anoplopomatidae
Gene: vash1
Product: vasohibin 1
Exons: 7
Coding region: 745-1752 (335 amino acids)
Biological process (GO): regulation of angiogenesis
Cellular component (GO): cytoplasm
Source: RefSeq, a predicted model, not a curated record
AGUGAAUCCAACCCGCAGUCACUGAACCAGGAGCAUCUGCAGGAACAAUGAACCGGUGAACGGCGGCCGGCUGAAGGGAGGGAUUCGGUGAAACGGAGAUGAAGAGGACGUGUGAGGAGCGUGGAGGUGAUGGGACUGUACAGCAGCACAGAUUGAGCUGGAUGUCUGUGGUGUGAAUGACCUCUGACGGUACAGGGAAUUAGUCAUUUCUGAUACUUUGUUGUCUGCAGAGCCAAUCCUCUUACAGGCUGCUAAAGCGUUACAUUGACGGGCUUGUGUUGAACUUUCACCGUAUCGUCAUUAAAAUAGGCUGCACGUCUAAAGGCUAAAUUGCCUUUACUGUCUUUAUUUAUUUAUUUAUUUAUUUAUUUAUUUACAUGAAUAUGUGAUUUUUGAAUGGCCUGCAGUCUACUAGGUUUGACCAAAGAGCUGAAUAGUUACAGCAAAGUCAUUCUUUAUUCCAAUAAGGAUUAUUUUUUUUGUACUUCACCGAGGAAAUCAUUGGUGCUCCGACUACAGGGUUGAGUUUUCAUUACAGUGGAUCAUCCUUCAAUUUAAGACUCCACUACAUUGACUUUUUAUUUUUAUUUUUUUUAUAACUGAGGCACAAGCUGCUUGAUGUCAUGAGUUGGCCAUCUGUUGUGGAAACCUGCUUAAACCUGCAAGCAGAUUAACCAGUGAGAGGUUCAAGGCAUCAGUCUGGACGUUUGUGUGCCUUGGCUUCCUGGCGGAGGAGGAGGAGGGAUGCUGAGGGCCAUCGUGGGAUCGGUGGAGCAGAGGGAUGAGGAGCAGGAGGAUGAAGGCGAAGAAGAGCUGAGGGACGGAGGAGUGCCUUUCUAUGUGAACAGGGGAGGCCUCCCGGUGGAUGAGGAGACUUGGGAGAGGAUGUGGCGCCAUGUGGCUCGAAUAAACCCCAAUGGAGAAGCUCUGGGGAAGGAGAUCCGGGCUGCCACUGACCAUCCCAAGAUUCCGAUGCCGAGUGUGCCUACAUACCAACCUACCACCGCUAUCCCACAGCGCCUGGAAGCCAUACAGAAAUACAUCAGGGAAUUGCAGUACAAUCACACUGGAACACAGUUUUUUGAAAUUAAGAAGAGCCGGCCUCUUACAGCGUUGAUGGACAUUGCUAAGGAGAUGACGCGGGAGGCCCUUCCAAUCAAAUGCCUGGAGGCGGUGAUCCUGGGGAUUUACCUCACCAACAACAUGCCCGGUGUGGAGCGCUUCCCCCUCAGCUUUCAGUCUCAGUUCUCAGGGAACCACUUCCACCACAUCGUGCUGGGAGUUCACAUCGGAGGGCGCUUCGGUGCGCUGGGCAUCAGCCGGAGGGAGGACCUCAUGUUCAAGCCCCUGGAGUUCCGGACACUGAUGGACUUGGUGCAGGAAUUCGAGGGGGCCUACAGGGGCUAUUGGCACACCCUGCGCAAGGUCAGGAUCGGCCAGUACGUGUCCCACGACGCUCACAGCGUGGAGCAGAUUGAAUGGAAACAUUCCAUACUAGAGGUAGACAAGCUGACCAAGGAGGAGCUGCGGAAGGAGCUGGAGAGACACACUCGAGACAUGAGGCUGAAGAUAGGAAAGCCUGCACCACCCUCUCCCACCAAAGAUAGGAGAAACAGCAUGGGUUCACCCCUCAGAGGACCAAGCAGCCCCAUACGCAGGAUCAGCCGCGUUGAGAGACGUCCCUCUGGAGAGAAGAAGGUCUUGGAGCAAAAAUCGGCUGCAGACAUGAAUGGAUACCAGAUUCGUGUCUGAAGAACUUUCAUUUGCUCGUAAAGUUACAAGUUACCACACAGGUGUUUCACAGGGACACUGAUUUACUGCGAGGAUUAAUUCCUUAUACACAUUGUCCUAUUCACGGGUCGCAGUGUUGAAUAGGUCACCAGCAACUUUCCUUCUCAAAACAGAUGCCUCACUCAGCUCCCCUACAUCUACGUUGUAAUAGGCUUCUUCUGGAGUAGUUACUGCGCAUAGUGAUUGGUGCUGGCAGCGUUCCCAAUUUGUUAAAGGGGACAAAAGUGCAGCACUUUGUAAACAUUUUAAAUAACUGCAGUUUUAAGAAUUUAACUUAACUUAAAAUAUGACUCUUCACCGACGCUGGGCGAGACCACCACUCAGUGUAAUUGUGCUACUGGACAUAUCAUAGGUUUCUGUGGUGUUAUUAUGUUCAACAAUAGCUCUUAUGCGAUCUAUAUCGUCGUACUGUAAGUGUGCAAAUACAUGUAAUGUGAUUUUAAAAUCCACUUAGGCUCUGCUGGGCAGCAAUUGCUUGUGUAGUGACUAGAUUGCAAACCACUACCCUUGUGCCUUGUAUGAAAACUCAAAGAGAAGAAAAACACUUUUUUAUAUCCAACCCAUUAUUCUCAUUGUCUAAAUAAACACAAAGCGGUGUAAUCUCUGCUCUUCCAAAAUGCUGAAAGUGUAUGAAAGUAAAUUGUGUGAGACAGUUUUUAUCUCAUUUCCAAAUGCUAGCCCAUUUAGCAUGCUAUAAAGACUGAAUAUGGGAUUGAACAGACAAUAUACAAAAGUAUAUUUAAGAGUGUUAAGUCAUCUGUAGCGUGAUUAUAUGUGAAACAGGAGUUUGAAUAUAAAAAAACUUUCACAUGAACUGAGAAGAUUAUCAAGGGAACGCAGCUGACUGACCUUAUCUGCAUUUAAUUUAGAUGUGAAGUAACGAGAAGUUGAUGUAUAACUGCUUUAUAUAUAUACAUUGUUUCUAACUUUUAUUUGUAGCAACUUUAUCUGAUAUUUCACUUGCCUUAAGUGGUGUGACUUCCAUUUAAGCUAAGGUGUAAGGAACUUUGUUUACAGCACUUUUAUCGGCAUUUUGUAUUUUUUUUUAUUGGAAAUUCUGUCAUUUUUAUACUUCCUUCAGUGUUGGCGACCACCAGUAGACCAAUAUUUACCACACACUUGUGAAUAUGUUGCCACAGCUGACAUUUGUAUGUGUACAGUAGGUGUUUUUUUCCAUUUUCAUUUCAGUGCUCUAGUGUAACACAAUCAUUUUGUACCAAAAGACUGUUCAUUUACAAUAUCACAAUAAAGGGUCACAGGAAUUGUGGCAACACAAUUUUUUC